UAUGGCAAGAGUCAACAGUUUACUGUAGAAAUCCAAUACUUAGUACAACAUGAAAUUCGCUGUAGUUCUUAUUGCCGCUUUGGCUUUGGUAGCCCCUGCUUUUGGCAGAACCAUGGAUCGUUGCUCCUUGGCUAAGGAAAUGUAUGCUUUAGGUGUACCAAAAUCCGAUUUGUCAAAAUGGACUUGCAUUGCUGAACAUGAGAGCUCAUACCGUACCGGUGUUGUUGGCCCAACUAACUCAAACGGUUCCAACGAUUAUGGUAUCUUCCAAAUCAACAACUACUACUGGUGCCAACCUGCCAACGGUCGUUUCUCUUACAACGAAUGCAAAUUGAGCUGCAACAAUUUAUUGACUGAUAACAUUAAGGAUUCCGUUACCUGUGCCCGCAAAAUUCAAGGACAACAAGGCUGGUCUGCUUGGUCUACCUGGAAAUACUGCAGUGGUAGUCUUCCAUCAAUUGAUUCCUGCUUUUAAAUUAUUAAUUUAGUUUUUAAAAGUUUGCGAAAAAAUGUUGCUGAUACCAAUUACGUUUAAAUAAAUAUAAUUUUUUAUAAAAUUUAA
Teleopsis dalmanni is the source of this 562-nucleotide messenger RNA. RefSeq names its product inactive lysozyme 1A-like. Gene Ontology annotation, molecular function: lysozyme activity. The transcript has a single exon. Bases 50 to 475 code for a protein of 141 amino acids. The record is from RefSeq and is a predicted model, not a curated record. NCBI's taxonomy places the organism in Eukaryota, Metazoa, Arthropoda, Insecta, Diptera, Diopsidae.